CUAUGUGAUCAAGAAUUGGUGUACCAAGAUUUUCUCUCAGGUGAGCAUACAACAGAAAAAAAUGGCGAGGAAAGGGAAAGAAGUGUUGAACGCUUUGGACGCGGCCAAAACGCAGAUGUACCAUUUCACAGCGAUUGUAAUCGCGGGUAUGGGUUUUUUCACUGAUGCUUACGAUCUUUUCAGCAUCUCUCUCGUCACCAAGCUCCUCGGCCGCAUAUACUACCACGUUGAUGGCUCCAAGAAGCCUGGAACGCUCCCUCCAAAUGUUGCUGCUGCUGUUAAUGGAGUUGCCUUCUGCGGGACCCUCGCUGGCCAGCUCUUCUUCGGUUGGCUCGGUGACAAGCUCGGCCGCAAGAAAGUUUACGGUAUGACCUUGAUGGUCAUGGUACUAUGUUCACUCGGGUCUGGUCUAUCAUUCGGUCACUCAGCUAACGGAGUCAUGGCCACACUUUGUUUCUUCCGGUUCUGGCUUGGUUUCGGCAUAGGUGGCGACUACCCUCUCUCAGCCACUAUCAUGUCGGAAUACGCCAACAAGAAGACACGUGGCGCGUUCAUAGCAGCCGUCUUUGCUAUGCAAGGCUUCGGAAUCUUAGCCGGAGGAAUUGUGUCUCUCAUCGUCUCGAGUGCAUUCGACCAUGCGUUCAACUCACCCACCUACGAAGUUGAUCCGGUUGGGUCCACUGUUCCUCAGGCGGAUUAUGUGUGGCGGAUUGUGCUAAUGUUUGGAGCUAUUCCGGCGUUACUUACUUACUAUUGGCGGAUGAAGAUGCCGGAAACCGCUCGAUAUACCGCUCUUGUUGCUCGGAAUACCAAACAAGCCGCCUCCGAUAUGUCUAAGGUGCUUCAAGUGGAUCUAAUUGCAGAAGAAGAAGCACAAUCAAAUUCAAAUCCAUCAUCUUCUUCAUCAAACCCUAAUUCCUCCUUCGGCUUAUUCUCCAGAGAAUUCGCUCGCCGUCACGGUCUCCACCUGCUUGGAACAACUACCACAUGGUUCCUCCUCGACAUCGCCUAUUACAGCAGCAACCUCUUCCAAAAAGACAUCUACACCGCAAUCGGAUGGAUUCCCGCCGCCGAAACAAUGAACGCAAUCCACGAAGUCUUCACCGUCUCCAAAGCUCAAACCCUAAUCGCUCUUUGCGGCACCGUCCCUGGUUACUGGUUCACCGUCGCAUUCAUCGAUAUACUCGGUCGAUUCUUCAUCCAGUUGAUGGGAUUCAUCUUCAUGACGAUCUUUAUGUUCGCUUUAGCGAUUCCUUAUGAUCAUUGGAGACAUAGAGAGAAUCGAAUUGGUUUUUUGAUCAUGUAUUCGUUGACGAUGUUUUUCGCGAAUUUUGGACCUAAUGCGACGACGUUUGUUGUUCCUGCUGAGAUUUUUCCGGCGAGGUUGAGAUCGACUUGUCAUGGGAUAUCUGCGGCUUCUGGUAAGGCGGGUGCGAUUGUUGGAGCUUUUGGGUUUCUUUACGCGGCGCAGAGUUCUGAUUCGGAGAAGACUGAUGCUGGUUAUCCUCCUGGGAUUGGUGUUAGAAAUUCGUUGUUGAUGCUUGGUGGUGUUAAUUUCUUGGGGAUUGUUUUCACUCUGUUGGUUCCGGAGUCGAAAGGGAAGUCUUUGGAAGAGAUUUCGAGAGAAGAUGAGGAACAGAACGGCGGAGAUGCGGUGGUGGAGAUGACUGCAGCAAAUUCCGGUAGAACAGUUCCGGUGUGAUUCUUUUUUUUGUUAUACGCAUUUUGUAAUUUUGAUAUAUGAAAGUCCUUUGAAUAAAGAUUUUAGAUACUC
This is a messenger RNA of Arabidopsis arenosa, 1774 nucleotides long. Lineage: Eukaryota; Viridiplantae; Streptophyta; Magnoliopsida; Brassicales; Brassicaceae. The record is from the annotation of a GenBank genome assembly.